AUGAAGCAACUUAAUUACUUGUAUAUUGGUGAUAACUAUCUAACGGGCAAAAUAUCAUCCUCUUUGGGCAACCUCACUAAUCUAGUUGACAUAACCCUUGACAACAACAGCUUCCAUGGAAAUAUUCCUGAGGAGCUGCGUCGUCUUACAAACCUUAAAAGAUUGCAGAUUGGUCACUGUGGUGGUAUUACUGGUUCUAUACCGGUUUCCCUUUCUAAUAUGUCAUCGCUCCGAAUCAUGGACCUUGAGAGCAAUAGCCUUGAUGGACCGGUGCGUUUGCAAUUUGGGACUAUGCCUCUUCUUAUAUCCUUGUUGUUACCCGGAAACAGACUAACCGGAGGGUUGGACUUCCUCGCAUCACUGUCAAACUGCAGAGCUUUAGAUUUUGUGGAAGUUAGCGCAAAUGAGCUGGAUGGCAUUCUACCAAAUACCGUAGGGGAAAAUUCCUUUGGAACGAUACCGUUGGAAAUCACAACUCUAGAAGGCCUGCAGAGGCUAACACUGUCUAGUAACGGUAUAUACGGUUCCAUCCCAAAUGAACUUGGUCGAUUAAGAAACUUGAAACAACUGUACCUCGACAGUAACAGUCUUUCUGGAUCCAUACCUGACUCUAUUGGAAAUAUCAUUGGACUAGACCAAUUGACGCUUAGUGCUAACAGAUUAUCUUCAACAAUUCCCGAAAGUGUUUGGGGUCUGACUCGUCUACUUUACUUAAAUCUGUCACAGAACCUUCUCUCUGGAUUUCUACCUUCAGCAUUGUGGAAUAUUAAGGACUUGAACACAUUUGACGUGUCAAGAAAUCGGCUAUCAGGUAACCUUCCAAGUCCUCCGAAGUAUCUCGAAAUCAAUACGUUGUACCUAUCAAAUAACUCAUUUGCUGGCCACAUUCCUGAAUCAUUUGGGGAUCUUUUUAAUCUCGAGGGUUUGGACCUUUCUUGCAAUAACCUCUCAGGUUUCAUACCCGAGUCCUUGGUCAAUCUCCAACACCUCAGCAUCCUAAACUUAUCUUUCAACAUAUUGGAAGGAAAGGUUCCAAAUGUUGGUGCCUUUAUGAAUGUCAACAUCGUGUCUUUGGAAGGAAAGGCGGCAUUAUGUGGAGCACCCAGAUUUGGCUUUCCAUCUUGCAACAUAACUGAUUCCACAGUUUCUAAUUCAUGGAGGCAUUUGUUACGAUAUAUCCUCCCUGCUAUUGCUUCUACGGGAAUCCUUGUUCUCUGUUUUUGCAUCCUAUUAGGAUUACGUAGAAGGAGAGCCAAGAAUCCAACCCCAAGUAGCACGCUCUCUCCUACCAAGCAUAGAUUGACCCCCUACUACGAGCUUGUUCGUGCCACUGACAACUUCCGCGAGAUAAACUUACUCGGAAGGGGUGCAUUUGGUUCUGUGUACAGAGGGCUUUUAGAUGACGGCCUUCUUGUUGCCAUCAAGGUCUUGAAUAUGCAAAUCGAUGGAGCUUCAAGGAGUUUUGAUGCUGAGUGUCGUGCUUUGAGGAUGGUUUGCCACAGAAAUCUUGUUAGAAUCAUCAGUACUUGUUCCAACUUGGAUUUCAAGGCACUUGUCCUCCAAUUCAUGCCCAAUGGUAGCAUUGAAAGAUGGCUCUACUCCCAUAACUACUCCUUGAGCUUACUUCAAAGGAUUAACAUAGCCAUAGAUGUUGCUUCAGCUACUGAGUACCUCCAUCAUCACCAUUCUCAUGUUGUGCUGCAUUGUGAUCUGAAGCCGACCAACAUUCUUCUUGAUGAAGAAAUGGUUGCACAUGUCAGCGACUUUGGCAUUGCAAAAUUGCUGAGUGGUGACAACCGGAGUGUAACCUCAGCGAGCACGCCGGGGACAAUUGGUUAUAUUGCCCCAGAGUAUGCUUCAACAGGAAGAGUCUCCACAAGGGGAGAUGUCUAUAGCUUUGGAAUAUUGUUGCUAGAAAUCUUUACGAGAAAGAAGCCUAUUGAUCCUAUGUUUACUGGGGAAUCAAACUUGCGACGAUGGGUAAAUGAUGCAUAUCCUGCCGGCUUGUUUGAUAUAGUGGACUGCAACCUCUUGAGAGAUGAGGAUGGAAACGAAAGGCCGAGGAGCGACUUAAUUUCAUUGCAGACUUGUCUAUCUUCUAUCAUGGAGUUGGGGAUUAUCUGUUCAAGUGACUCGCCUAGAGAAAGGCUUGCUAUGAAAGAUGUCGUCCCACGAUUGCGGAAGAUCAAGAUGGAGUAUUUGUCAGUGUAUUGA
Molecule: messenger RNA, 2214 nt
Organism: Asparagus officinalis (garden asparagus)
Lineage: Eukaryota; Viridiplantae; Streptophyta; Magnoliopsida; Asparagales; Asparagaceae
Product: receptor kinase-like protein Xa21
Exons: 3
Coding region: 1-2214 (737 amino acids)
Biological process (GO): protein phosphorylation
Molecular function (GO): protein kinase activity; ATP binding; protein binding
Source: RefSeq, a predicted model, not a curated record